UAUUCCGAUUUUCUUGAUUAUAUUAUAAAAAUACUCCCACUGGCUAAUUUACUCAAAGGUACAUCUGGUCAAACUCUUGUUGAUAGAGUUACAGCUGCUAAACAUACUUUAUCAGGAGCAGGAUUGGCCAAAUCAGUAUGUAAAGCAACUACAGAAGAAAUUAUAGCUCCUAAAAGAAAACAUUUAGAAGAUUUGGUGAAUUAUACCAAUGAGCCCAACAUCUCGAUACCCCAAAUGGCCAAUCAUUUGAUAGAUCGCAGCAUGAGCAGCAAUUGGGUGGUAGUUUACAAAUCGCUCAUAUCGGUUCAUCAUCUUAUGUGUUACGGUAACGAGCGAUUUACUCAAUAUUUGGCCACCAAUAAUUGUGCAUUUCAACUUAGCAAUUUUUUGGAUCGUAGUACCUCAGCCGGUUACGAUAUGUCGCUAUUCGUCAAGAAGUAUUCGAAUUACCUCAACGAAAAGGCUAUUACUUACAGGCAUAUGGGCUUUGAUUUUUGCAAAAUUAAAAGAGGGAAAGACGGUGUUCUAAGGACCAUGAAUCCAGACAAGCUCAUCAAAUCAUUACCCGUGUUACAAAACCAAUUGGACGCUCUACUUAAUUUCAAUUGCAAUCCCUGUGAUAUUAACAACGCCAUAAUCAACAACUGUUUCAUUCUUUUAUUCCGCGAUUUGGUGCGACUUUUUGCGUGUUACAAUGACGGGAAUAUGAAUUUAUUAGAAGCUUAUUGGACCAUGAACAAAAAACAAUCCAAAGAAGCGCUCGAAAUUUACAAAAAUUUUUUGCUGAGGAUGGACAGAGUUUCUGAAUUUCUAAAAUCGGCCGAAGCUGCUGGUAUUGAUAAAAGUGAUAUUCCGGAUAUAACUAAAAUUCCUACAAGUUUAUUGGAGUCCAUGGAACAGCACUUGGCAUAUCUGGACACUUCUACGAAUAGUAAGAAAGAUAAAAAGCUAUCAUCUUCCUCAGUCGCUACUAGCCAUGAUAAAUUUAGUGAUAAGACUGUUUCGAAUGGCCCUCCGGCAGAAAUCGUAGACGCUUUCGCAGCCCUGAAUGACAAUAACCGAACGUACAACGAUUCAAUAGCUCGAAACGAUAAAUUGCGCGCUUCUAAUUUCGACUCCUUUGAGAGAAACGUGUUUAGGGAUUACAAAGAUUUCAAGGAGGAUUAUUCUGACUCUGGAAUCAACGAAAAGGACAAGCAGGAAGCCCUGAGGGAAGAAGCGAAGAGACUUGAUAAAUACAAGCAAUCUCUUCAACCCAAUGCUUCUAAAAGCCAAUCAACUACACCAAUUCAUUCCACCUACAACAUUAAACAACCACAAUCCAACAAUAUCAAACCAACUCCAGCGAUAGAUAUUUUCGACUCCCUCAUGGCAAUGUCUCCUGAAGAAAAAUUUAACAAAGCUAAUAAUUUUGGCAAUUUUAACAACCUCAACGGAAACAUCCUUCCACCUAAUAAUAAUAGAAGCCAAAAUGCUUUUAACCCUAAAAAUGAUUUGUUUGCGACAGAUUUUGACGCUGUAUUUGACUUAUCACCCUCCUUGCCUCUUGGAAAUAAGAUGACCAAUGGAUUCAUUCCUAACGAUGGCUCCAACAACCUUUUCCUAAAGCCUAAAAAUGAAAAACCGAUUAUGAAAUCACCUUCUUCACCAAUAAACGACGUGGUCAAUUCCAACAAAGUUAUCGUUAAGGGGGAUUUGGAAAGUAGUCUCGCCAAUCUAGCAGCUUCCUUUAACAUACAGAGUCACGAUCAAGCACUAAAAAAAACAACUCAUCAAUGGACAAAUAACAAUACCAAUAUAUCAUCAUCUAACGCUUUCCCUCUUAGGUCCUCGCCUAACACUAUGACUAGCCUCAAUUGGAUACAAAAUCAACAACAACCUUCUACUAUCAAUGAUAAUUUACCCAGUAGUAACUGGGCAACUUUUCAAUCUACAUCUCCGAUAAAUGCCGCCACUGGUGUCAAAAAUCCAUUUCAACAGAAUCAAGCUCAAUCUUCACAACAACCUUUGCUGACCCCCAAUCUUACCCUCUUGACGCCGAUGCAAGCUACCUCUACCUUAAUUCCCACCACUUCCUUCAUAUCUUCUUCGAGCUCCUCAGUUCCUAAUAAAAACCAAAAUACUUUGAACCCUUUUAUUUCCCUUCAAAGUAGUACUAUAAACAAUUAUAAUUACGGUAUUCAUCAACAAAACUCCCUUUCCACCUCUCUUUUCAAUGGCGCCAAUUCGAACUUCAACAAUCUAUCGACUCCCAAAGAUAAAGAAACUUUUAAAUCACUAGAUAAUUUGAACGUUUGGCCCACUGGGUUCACGAACAAUAGUAACAUCGCAACAAUUAACGCUAAAAACGUUGAUUUCUCCGAGUUUGGCAAUGCCGAAAACAACAUAUGUGGCUUAUCCAACGCAAAGAAUUGCAUGUUCGCUUCCCAAAAGAAUUUGUUUUCUAAUAAUGCAAGCAGUAAUCAAAACAAAACCAGUCCAGUUGAUCCUUUUGGAUUCUAAAAAACAGAAACUUUCAAAUUUAUGAAGAAAAUGAGGGUUAAAAAAUAUUUUUAUAUCUAAAAAAAUUAAAAUAUUUUUAUAUCUAAAAAAAUUAAUUGAGCAUCGUUUUUAAAAUUAAUUUUUUAACUAUAAGUUGCUUUUCAAAUCUAUUGAUCUAUGACAUACAAAAAAAUGUUUUUAAAUAAAA
Gordionus sp. m RMFG-2023 is the source of this 2689-nucleotide messenger RNA. RefSeq names its product phosphatidylinositol-binding clathrin assembly protein-like. Gene Ontology annotation, molecular function: SNARE binding; 1-phosphatidylinositol binding; phosphatidylinositol-4,5-bisphosphate binding. The transcript has 16 exons. Lineage: Eukaryota; Metazoa; Nematomorpha; Gordioida; Chordodea; Parachordodidae. Gene Ontology annotation, cellular component: clathrin-coated pit; extrinsic component of presynaptic endocytic zone membrane; clathrin-coated vesicle. Gene Ontology annotation, biological process: synaptic vesicle budding from presynaptic endocytic zone membrane; clathrin coat assembly; clathrin-dependent endocytosis. The annotation marks the transcript as partial. The record is from RefSeq and is a predicted model, not a curated record.